Macrosiphum euphorbiae (potato aphid) is the source of this 603-nucleotide messenger RNA. The record is from the annotation of a GenBank genome assembly. NCBI's taxonomy places the organism in Eukaryota, Metazoa, Arthropoda, Insecta, Hemiptera, Aphididae.
AUGGCCGAAGUCGUAGAUGACAUAAUUAAAACCUUAAACGGAACAAAUGGUGCUGACACGGAGUCUGUAAUAAAAAUAAUACCGGCCACCACCGAAGGUAUGCUGAUUGCAAACAUCAGUUUAGCGGUCAUGUGCUUAGUGCCCAUAUUCUUUGCCUCGUUCCGAUCAGUAGAACUACACAUUAAAAAUAAAAUGAAAAAAGGAAUACCAGAGUCCACGGCAGAGUCCAUGACAGAAAAAGAUGCUAUGAUGUUUCCAGUGAUUUCUAGUGGAAAUAUCAUUAUGCUCUACAUCAUUAUUAGUGCAUUUUCUAAGGAACACAUAAAUCUAUUUGUGACUGUCAAUUUUUAUGUACUUGGAGUGGCAGCUAUAAGUGAUAUUUUAGGUACUAAAUUCUACGCCAUGUUACCAAAAAGUAUACCUAAAACGAAAUACCAACUGCGGAUUACGGAAGGCACUGGUGAAAAAAAACAUGAUUGGAUAAAUGUAAAAUUUACACUACAUGAUGUGUUAUUUUUUGUAUCGUGUGCAACAUUAGGAACGUUUUAUAUAAUAAGCAAGCAUUGGAUUGUAAACAAUAUAUUUGGAUUGGCAUUUGCAUAA